CUCUGCUAUUCACUACACUGUCGUUUAUGUUAGCAGCACUGAUGAUACUAUAUAAUUCAUUCGUCUGCUUCCAACUGAUAAGAUGAUUUCCCUCAUAUAAACAAUUUAAAAUUCUGUGAGAUGUAGUUGUGGCUUAAAUAUUAUUAACACUUACUCUGAUGUUAUUUACCAUUGAAAUAUUUCAAAUCAAACCGUUGAAAUCAAAUAAAAACACCAUGACCCUAACAUUUCAUAAAUGUCUAUUAAUUUAGAUAGAACAAUGUCUUAUACUGAACUUGAACAUGGGUAUCAAGGUUUAAGAAAAGCUAGACCUUCUUUUUAUGUUGGCCAUGAAACAUCUUCCAUUAUAAGAAGUACCACAAAGGUCAAUUAAGAUGGUAGAUCCCGUCGGAAUUCCGCAUAUUUUUAUUACGGAUGCUGAUGGUUCAGCAGAGAAUUAUUGGUUAAUGAUAAAGGAUGGCUCAGGGGAAGUUGAACCUUUGCCUCUGCUCCGGGACACAUGUUCGUCACGGCAGUUACCUCAAUUGUAUCCGGGCAUACCUUGGCCCUCACCGAAUGCAAAACAAUGAAGAUGAAGACGAAGAAGAGGAUGGAGGGAAACAAGUGGUUGUGGGGAUCUGUGCGAUGGCAAAGAAGUCUGAAUCAAAGCCAAUGCGGGAAAUACUUACUAGGCUUCAAGAAUUUCAGUAUAUACGAGUGCACGUAUUUCCUGAGGAUGUCAUAGUUGAGAAACCCGUUGAGGAGUGGCCAUCUUGUGACUGCCUAAUAUCUUUUCACUCUAAGGGUUUUCCUUUAGAAAAGGCUAUUCAAUAUGCUACGCUCACUCAACCUUAUGUCAUCAAUAAUCUCCACAUGCAGUAUGAUAUUCAGGACAGAAGAAAAGUCUAUUCAAUUUUGGAGAGCCAGGGCAUUGAAAUACCAAGAUAUGCUGUAUUGGACCGGGACUCUUCAGACCCAAAACACCAUGAGCUUAUAGAAUCAGAAGAUCAUGUUGAAGUGAAUGGUGUCGUUUUUAAUAAACCAUUUGUAGAAAAGCCAGUUUCUGCUGAAGACCACAAUAUUUACAUUUAUUAUCCUACAUCAGCUGGGGGUGGUAGUCAACGCCUGUUUAGAAAGAUUGGAAGUAGGAGUAGUGUUUAUUCACCAGAGUCCAGGGUAAGAAAGACUGGUUCCUUCAUUUAUGAAGAUUUUAUGCCUACUGAUGGGACAGAUGUUAAGGUCUACACAGUUGGCCCAGACUAUGCACAUGCUGAAGCUCGUAAAUCACCAGCCCUGGACGGUAAGGUGGAACGGGACAGUGAAGGAAAAGAAAUCAGAUAUCCAGUUAUAUUAAGUAAUGCUGAAAAAUUAAUUUCACGAAAAGUAUGCCUUGCUUUUAAGCAAACAGUUUGCGGUUUUGAUCUGCUCAGGGCGAAUGGAAAGUCUUUUGUAUGCGAUGUUAACGGAUUCAGUUUUGUUAAAAAUUCCAAUAAAUAUUAUGAUGACUGUGCCAAAAUAUUGGGUAAUAUGAUCCUCCGUGAAUUAGCGCCAACUCUUCAUAUUCCAUGGUCUGUUCCUUUUCAACUUGAUGAUCCUCCCAUUGUUCCUACUACAUUUGGUAAAAUGAUGGAGCUGAGAUGUGUUGUUGCAGUGAUUCGACACGGUGAUCGAACUCCUAAACAGAAAAUGAAAGUAGAAGUGAGGCAUCCAAAAUUUUUUGAAAUAUUUGAGAAGUACGGUGGUCGCACAGAUGGUCAUGUAAAACUUAAACGCCCUAAACAGUUGCAAGAAGUUCUUGAUAUUGCUCGUUACCUGCUGACUGAAAUAGAGCAUCGAGCUGCUCCAGAAUUAGCAGAAAAACAGGCAAAACUAGAACAACUUAAAAGUGUUCUUGAAAUGUAUGGACAUUUCUCUGGUAUUAAUCGUAAAGUCCAAAUGAAAUAUCAACCAAAAGGAAGACCUAAAAGUUCCAGUAGUGAUGAUGAUGGACCGCGAGAACCCAGUCUAGUAUUAAUAGUUAAAUGGGGAGGAGAACUUACCCCUGCUGGAAGAAUCCAAGCUGAGGAACUUGGUCGAGUGUUUCGUUGCAUGUACCCUGGGGGUCAAGGUAGACACUACACUGGUGAAUAUGCUGGUACACAAGGUUUGGGUCUCCUUCGUCUUCAUUCAACGUACAGACACGAUCUUAAAAUAUAUGCUUCUGAUGAAGGGAGAGUACAAAUGACAGCUGCUGCCUUUGCGAAAGGUUUGCUUGCAUUAGAAGGAGAACUUACUCCGAUUCUAGUGCAGAUGGUGAAAUCUGCUAACACCAACGGCUUGUUGGAUAAUGAUUCGGAUGCUUCAAAACAUCAGGAAGUAGCAAAGACACGUCUUCAUGCUCUUCUGCAACAGGACCAUGAUUUUACUCCGGAAGAGAGAGCAUUGAUUAACCCUUGCAACGCCAUAUCUAUUAAUUUAGCAUUGGAUUUUGUUAAAAAUCCUGUUAAAUGUUGUGAACGUGUUCAAGUUUUAAUACAAAAAUUAAUGAAUAUAGUUCGUUUAAAGAAAGAUGAUCCUAAAACAAAAGAUGCAACUCUCUACCAUGGUGAAACAUGGGAACUGAUGGGAAGAAGAUGGGGUAAAAUUGAAAAAGAUUUUUGCUUAAAAAAUAGAACAUUUGAUAUUUCAAAAGUACCUGACAUUUAUGAUUGCAUUAAGUAUGAUCUUCAACAUAAUCAACAUACUCUGCAAUUUGAUCAAGCUGAAGAACUGUAUAUACAUGCAAAAUAUCUUGCAGAUAUUGUCAUUCCACAGGAAUAUGGCAUGACCCCUGUUGAAAAAUUAGCUAUCAGUCAAGGAAUUUGUACUCCACUCCUUAAAAAAAUUAGAGCUGACCUACAAAGGAACAUUGAAGAAAGCGAAGAAAAUGUGAAUCGUUUGAACCCACGAUAUUCCCAUGGUGUUUCUAGUCCAGGAAGGCAUGUUCGCACAAGGCUUUACUUCACUAGCGAAAGUCAUAUACAUUCCUUGUUAACUGUCCUUCGAUAUGGCGGGCUGAUUUCUAUGGACAGAAGACAUCUUAGAGUUACCCAAAAGGGAUUAGAUCCGAAGGAUGAACAAUGGAGAAGGGCGAUGGAAUAUGUCAGUAUGGUCUCAGAACUCAAUUAUAUGUCUCAAGUUGUCAUACUUCUUUAUGAAGACCCCACAAAAGACCCGAACACUGAAGAAAGGUUUCAUGUUGAACUUCACUUUAGUCCUGGUGUUAACUGUUGCGUCCAAAAGAACUUACCACCCGGACCUGGCUUCCGACCGCAUUCAAGAAAUGAUCGUCCCGCUUCUUCUGAUGAUUCUCCCUCGGAAUCGCCCGGACCUUCUUCCCCUGUUGCCGCAAGGAAGCCUGCCAUUCAAACUGUUCAGCCUUCUGAACCUAUACCAAUCAAGUCGCAGACUUCAUCUGAUGAAUGGGACGAAACUGUUAGAUCGUUAAAAUCUAGAGGAAGUCCUGCAGCCACGCAGGAACAAAGAUCUAGAUCUUAUGACCAUUGGUCUAGGUCGAUACAGCCUCCUGCUCGAUUAAGCGCAAGGAGAUCUCGUACAUCAGUCACUAGUGGUCACCAGUAUCCGCUAGGAAGAAACUCGUCGGCAUCCAGCGUCUUCUCAACAGCUGUAAUCUCAGGAGCAGCUAGUGCACCAAAUCUUACUGACAUUGUUCCUAAUACUGCAUCUCUUUCAGAGGGAUGUGGUGGAGUACCCCCUAUUAGGCCACUUGAAACUCUUCAUAAUGCACUUUCUUUACGGCAGCUUGAUCUUUUCUUGGAUAAGGUCACUAGAGCUAUGAAGACACCUGCAUCAUCUCCUCCUAAAUGUCCUUCGACUCCUCAAGAAUGUUCUCCUAAUAGUAUGGGGUGGUCAGAUCCUCCUAGCUUUGUUUCUAGUAGUGGAGCUUCUUCUCCUGCUCCUCUUCCAGAUUUUUUUGUAGCAAACAGUUUCAGACACCCAGGUGGAUUCAAUAGUAGCUAUUUUGAACAUCGAGAUAGCAUUGAAGUCGCAGAAUUAUAUAGUAGAGCUCUUGACAACGCUCACUUUGCUCCUAUAUCUGAUGAAGUUAUAAUUGGAGACAGCGGUGAAGUUACUCCUGUAUCAGAAGCAAGUGAAGAGGAUUUUUGUUCCGAAACGCUCCUUCAGGAAUCUGAUACAACAGUUGUACCCAUAGAUACUGUUAGAGCAAAACUAUCGGAUAUAUGUUGGGAUAAUGAAAAGUUGGAAGAAAAAAAGGCAGGACGGUUUGUGUGCACCAGCGUUUCUGAGCCAAGUGCAGCAUGGGCUCGGAUGGAAGAAGGCCCUGGAUCAUUUAAGGCAUGGCGAGAAAUGGCAUUUAAAACAGAUGAGACUGAUGAAAUUGUUGUCCCUCCAGUAACAGUGGCUGGUGAAGAUAAACCCACUACUACAAUUGGCUUUCAAGUUGUUAAAGAUAAAUAAUUUAUGUUUUCAUUAUCUUUGACUACUUAAAAUACAACUGUGCUUACAGUUCCUGAUUUUAGAUUAUAUAUUUGCAUUUUAAAUUGUUAAUUAAAUCUUAUUAUUUUGUAUUAUUUGAUUUCUUAAAGUUAAAAUAAAUGUACAUAUUUUUAUAGUAUUGUCCUUUGUUCAUGAAGUUCAAAUGAUAGUUUAAAUAAAAUAUUGUUGUGCUCAUUUCAGCAGUUUUUAGUCUUGCAUUGUCAUAUGUCUCCUCACUACCACUUUAACAUUGGAAUUACACAAAGAAAUUAGUAUUGUUUUGGAAGAAUCACCUUAUUACUUUUUUUUUUUUUUUUUGUUAAUUUUAC
Nezara viridula (southern green stink bug) is the source of this 4784-nucleotide messenger RNA. The record is from the annotation of a GenBank genome assembly. NCBI's taxonomy places the organism in Eukaryota, Metazoa, Arthropoda, Insecta, Hemiptera, Pentatomidae.